AUGCAAGGCCUCGCGGUGGCAUCCUCCAAGAUCGUGCUGCUCGGCCUGGCGGGUGCUGCGGCCGCCCACGACCGCAGGAGGCUCGUCUCCAGCACCUCCGACGAGCCGUGCAUGAAGAUGACGCUCUACUGGCACGACAUCCUCUACGACGGCGGCAACAACACGGCCAACGCGACGUCCGCGGGGGCGACCAAGCCGACGGCGCUGAGCACGGCCAGCUGGAAGAACGGCACCUUCUUCGGCCUGCUGGUGGUGUUCGACGACCCGAUGACGACGGGGGAGGCGCUCCCCGUCGCCGGCGAGGAGCCCGCGGCGCGCGGGCAGGGCUUCUACUUCUACAACAAGAAGGACGGGUACAACGGCUGGUUCGGCUUCUCCAUCGUGUUCGACUCCCCGGCGCACAAGGACACCCUCAACCUCGUCGGCGCCGACCUCAUGGAGGAGGAGACGCACGACCUCACCGUCGUCGGCGGCACCGGCGACUUCUUCAUGGCGCGCGGCAUCACCACCAUCCGCCUUGACGCCUACGAGGGCACCACCUACACCCGUAUCCAGAUGGACAUCAAACUCUACGAGUGCUACGUCUAAUAACAUGCCCGCGCGUAUAUUUAUGCAUGCGUUGCGUGUACUAAUAAGGAGUAAUAUAUUUACUUUGAUGUUUUAUUCUUGUUUUGAUGCAUGAGGAACAUGGAUUGUGCGUAAUUGCUGUAUACACCAGUAA
Messenger RNA from Triticum dicoccoides, 721 nucleotides. RefSeq names its product dirigent protein 5-like. The record is from RefSeq and is a predicted model, not a curated record. NCBI's taxonomy places the organism in Eukaryota, Viridiplantae, Streptophyta, Magnoliopsida, Poales, Poaceae. The transcript is spliced from 2 exons. Bases 1 to 588 code for a protein of 195 amino acids.